This is a messenger RNA of Tupaia belangeri chinensis (Chinese tree shrew), 2319 nucleotides long. It is a transcript of the gene S1PR5, whose product is annotated as sphingosine-1-phosphate receptor 5. The transcript has 2 exons. The record is from RefSeq and is a predicted model, not a curated record. Bases 214 to 1248 code for a protein of 344 amino acids. Gene Ontology annotation, molecular function: sphingosine-1-phosphate receptor activity. Gene Ontology annotation, cellular component: membrane. Gene Ontology annotation, biological process: G protein-coupled receptor signaling pathway. NCBI's taxonomy places the organism in Eukaryota, Metazoa, Chordata, Mammalia, Scandentia, Tupaiidae.
CUCUGGGUAUUUCUAUUCCGUGUGAGUUAUGGGCAUCUCUUUCCUUGUGGAGCUGGCUGUCACUCUCUCUCUCCCCUUGGGAUAUCCGUCUGUCUCCACGUCCACCCCCCCUUUCCAUUCCGAAUUCCCCUCGAGCCCCGGAGCGCGUGCGCGGUGGUGGGCAGGGGUUAGGACCCGUUUCCCAGAGUGGAGAGACCACGUUUGUGCUGCGGGAUGAGGAGCUCGGGGAAGGCGGGUCUGACGGGUCUGACACUGUAUCCGGCCUCUCCGCAGCCUUGGGGCGGGCGGCCCAUGGAGCCGGGGCUGCUGCGGCCGGCGCCGGUGAGCGAGAUCAUCGUCCUGCACUACAACUACACGGGCAAGCUCCGCGGGGCGCGCUACCAGCCCGGCGCGGGACUGCGCGCCGAUGCCGUCGUGUGCCUGGCGGUGUGCGCGCUCAUCGUGCUGGAGAACCUGGCGGUGCUGUUGGUGCUGGGGCGCCACCCGCGCUUCCACGCGCCCAUGUUCCUGCUGCUGGGCAGUCUCACGCUCUCUGACCUGCUGGCUGGUGCCGCCUACGCCGCCAACAUCCUGCUCUCCGGUCGCCUGGACGCCUGCUCCACCGUCCUGCCUCUCUACGCCAAGGCCUACGUGCUCUUCUGUGUGCUCGCCUUCCUUGGCAUCCUGGCGGCCAUCUGUGCUCUCUACGCGCGCAUUUACUUCCAGGUGCGCGCCAACGCGCGGCGCCUCCGGGCAAGGCCCGGGACUAGCCGGGGCACCUCGACCCGGGCGCGCCGCACGCCGCGCUCCCUGGCGCUACUGCGCACGCUCAGCGUGGUGCUCCUGGCCUUCGUGGCGUGUUGGGGUCCCCUCUUCCUGCUGCUGUUGCUCGACGUGGCGUGCCCUGCGCGCGCUUGUCCCGUGCUCCUGCAGGCGGAUCCCUUCCUGGGCCUGGCCAUGGCCAACUCGCUUCUCAACCCCAUCAUCUACACGCUCACCAACCGCGACCUGCGCCACGCGCUCCUGCGCCUGGUGUGUUGCGGCCGCCGCCCCUGCUGCCGAAGGCAGGAAGGCCCCCAGCGCUCCGGGAGCGCAGCUGGGGCUUCAGGGGGCCUGCGGCGCUGCCUGCCCCUGGGCCUGGACGGCAGCUCCAGUCCCUCCGAACGCUCCUCGCCCCAGCGGGACGGGCUUGACACCAGCGGCUCCACCGGCAGCCCUGUUGCGCCCACGGCCGCCCGGACCCUGGUACCGGAACCAGCUGCAGACUGACGCCCUCGGCCCGCUACUGCCUUUCCCCCCAGAGCUGCUUUGCAGACUUUUUCUCUUAAAAUAAAAAGGGAUUUGUAGAAAAACGCAGCCAAAGAUGGUGAAGACGGAAAACACAUAGGGGGGAUGUAUUUAUUGACAUUGAGCCCCACGAUAGUGAACAAACGACCGAAAUCUUUGCAGUCAUGAAACUGACGUUCGGGGGCGGGAGUGGGGGGCGGAGAUAACUCCGGGGACAAUAUUGAUGCCACAGUGGUCAGGGAAGGCCAUGGGAGCUGAGGCAUCACUGUCCUGGGAACACGCGAAGGAAGGGCAUUGCAGGAUGAGGGAACCGGGAGAGCAAAGGCUCUGAGGCUGGAAGGCAAGGAUGCUCUUGUGGCUGGAGCAGUGAUGAAGGGGCAAAGUGAGAGGGGACAAGGGCAGGCAUGGGGGACAGAUCGAGCUGCAGGGGCUGAGAGGUUGACUUUGCUUUUGCUCGGAGAGAAGCGGGAGCCACGGGAGCCACGGUUCUAGGCAGAGGAUGGACUUGUCCUGAUUCAGGGGUUCACUAGCAGGGUAGGGCCUCUAAUGGAGCGUGAGAGUGGAAGGCAGAAGAGGUGAAAAUGGCUUCACUGGCCUGGAAGAGUGAUGAUGGGACCUUUUGGCCAUGCUCAGGCCAAAUGAACGUCUGGCUAGAUUUCAGAGACACCGCACAGAGAGUCACGGAGGAAUUGAGGGGAAAGAAAGUUGUCCAGGGCAGGGCACCCCCAUAUCUGACUCUAGGAGUCACAGUGGUGUCAGAUUCUUUUUUAAAAAGUAAAAAAUAAAAAUAGAAUAAAGUUCUAAAAGCCAUUACAGUCUAUUGUGCCUGUUGGACCCACCCUCCCUAGAAUAGGCUUGGGAACCACAUUUUUCUCACCCUGGGACCCACAUUUUUCUCACCCUGGGACCCACAUUUUUCUCACCCAAAUCUUGCAAGGCAGACUUUCUAAACUACGAACAGGGAGUCCAGAUACUAGCCCAGACUGUCAGUCUCCCGGGCCAAGGGGUCUGGCAAGUCCCAGCCAGCACUGCCUCCUCCGAGGGUCUGCAUUC